Blastomyces dermatitidis ER-3 is the source of this 1059-nucleotide messenger RNA. RefSeq lists its product as uncharacterized. The transcript has a single exon. NCBI's taxonomy places the organism in Eukaryota, Fungi, Ascomycota, Eurotiomycetes, Onygenales, Ajellomycetaceae. Bases 1 to 1059 code for a protein of 352 amino acids. The record is from RefSeq and is a predicted model, not a curated record.
AUGAUAGGGAACGCGAGAACCAAAAAGAAUGAUUCUCACCAAAACGGGGGCUUCCAGGAAUUGUCAUCACGACCUGUCACUGAUAAUAGUCCCGCUACAGUGCCAACCAGCGCAUCCCAAUCCUCACCCUUGAGGCUUCCCCCAAUAGAUCCGAGUAGGGCACAAGCUCCAGAUAGGCGCCUACCACCUAUAUUUCCGCGCGCUGGGCCAAUGGCCCAGCCUCAGAAACCUGCCCAAUCCCUGCCAAACAAUAGUAACGCCUACAACCCAUCAGAAAUAUUCCCUACACGGCGAGCAGUCAGCCGUACCCACACUCUCCAAUCAAUAUACCUUCGAGAAAUAGAAUUCCACUGUAUCUGUGCCGCCCGCCGUUUCUGGGAAGCCCACCGUCCACAGCCGAUGCUAAAGCUGGUCGUCCCGAAUGCCGCCCGUCCCUCUCGACCAUACGGUUCAGAGACACCCUGGCGGGGUAUCAACAUGCUCACGGACCCGGCGUUCCGGGACCUUCAGCAGCCCAUCGCGAAAAUAUUUCGUGCCGCAGACCAGGUCAUUGGAAAUGAUGAUGGGCUGGGGCUACGAGAGUAUCUGAGCUUGAUCGCUGAUUUGGAUUGGGAUAUGGUUCGACGGCGACAAUGUCAACAACAUCUAACACAACGGGAUCAGCAGCAGCGGCAGCAGGAGGCACGGCUCCAGCAAGCAGGGCAACAGCAGCUCCCUCCGUCCGGACGUCCUGGAAAACCAAUGCUAAUAACAGUUCCCCGGCCCACCUUCCCGCCGCCCAACAGCACCGUUGCCGAUAAUUCCAGACGGGCAUACUCGGCACAAUUCACAACUGUCCAGUUACUCGAUGAUUUAUACACACGGUGCGAGGCCGUGAUGAAUGCGAUACAAAAAGUGAACGUGGGUGAUGGUGAUAAAGAGCCAGUGGAGUUGAGUCUUGCAGAGCUUGAAGGGGUCGUUUCGUCGGCUCAAGGAUUAGCUCUUUCACUGAAUGGAACCUUAGAGCACCAUGCCAUUGGGGAGGUUUGGGCGAAGUGCCUUCAGUCAAGAUAUCCAUGA